Messenger RNA from Ambispora leptoticha, 1104 nucleotides. Lineage: Eukaryota; Fungi; Glomeromycota; Glomeromycetes; Archaeosporales; Ambisporaceae. The record is from the annotation of a GenBank genome assembly.
GACUACCCGUAUAUGAUAAAUAACGAAUAUAAUGGCUCCGCCGAAUACGAAAAAACAAUCCGUUUCUUAGAGUUAGGUUGCAAUUGUGGUUGUUCGAAAAUGAUUCCGAGAGAAAAAUUUGCCGAAUUACGUGAAGUGUUUCAAGCUCUCUCUAGAUCUGAACAAGAUAUAUUUUUAAUGGCCCAGUUGAAAGCAAUGAAUGGAGGAGAAAUAACUGCCAGCCGACAACUUUUUUAUACUGAGAUCGCAAUACGCCUCUAUGUCAAAAAACGUAUCUCAAUAUGUUGGGAAUUGGCCGCACUCACUUCGAAAUGUCAGAAACCAUCUAGCAACGAAUGGCAUAAUACCACGCGUUCAUGUCCUGGUAGAAACGUCAAUCGAAUUACCCAAUCGCUUACACUAUUGCCAGCUGAAACGAGUUAUAAAUCGGUCUAUCGUGAUUUUAUUGCAGGUCUCGAAAACGAUAGCACUCCAAGAACGGAUUUAUGUGACACGUGCCAACAUUUUCGGAAUGGCUUACAGUAUAAUCCUCGCAAGGAAGAAGAAGCGAAAGAUUUAUUGAAAAAAUAUAAAGAACAUUUAGUUAAGGCUAAAUUAGAGAGAAAUUAUUACAACAAAAAUACGAAAUUAGCAGAACAACAAAGGAAAUUGGUAGACGAUAAUUACGUUGUAACAGGGGGUAAGUUAUCUCAGGUGCAUUUAUUUGGUAUCCAAGAUGAAGCAGUACGCGAACAAAUUAAUUACGUUCUCGAUGAAGACGAAAUUAUCGGCAAAGGCCUUAAUGGCACACUAAGCCUGGUUGUGAAAAGAUCGAGUACAGCGGGAUUAAACAAAGCUCAGUGUUAUGAGAACGGCAAAGGUUCUCAGUACUUGGAUCUUAACUCUGUGUUGGGGAUUUUCUUUAAGAAAUUGAGUGGUUUACAAAAAUAUCAGCAUUUUAUUUUUGAGGUAGCUAAUCCUGGAGUUGUCAAAGCUCAGCUGGUUGCUAAUGUUCUAACCCCCGCUCUUUUAGAUUAUAAAAGACAAGAAUAUCUUUAUCAUAAAAUUCGCCCAUUUGUUAGAGAUGAAUUUAAAGACAUUACUUGUCCCAAACCAAUACAAAAU